AUGUUCGAUACUGGAUCAACAAAAUCAUUUAUUAACAAAACAGCAUUAGCUCGUACAAAACACUUACCACUUGAUAAAAACAAACAACAAUAUGUUAUGGCAGAUGGUUAUACAAAAUUUGAAGUUAAUGGCACAGUGAAAAUUUUUAUUGAAUUAAAUCAUAUCAAAACAAAUAUUAUUGUUGGUGUCGUCAAUUCGUUAUGCAUGGAUUGUAUCUUGGGUAUGGACUAUCUUAAUAAAUACAAAAUUAAUCUUAACAAUAAACAUAAACAAGUGCAAAUUUAUACUCCUACAGAUACAACUACAUUACCAAUGGAAAAUCAUGUACCAAAAACAAGAACAGUAUGUCGUUUAGUUCAAUUUAUAUAUUUAGGUCCAUAUCAAGAAAGAAAAGUAAAAAUUCGUUCAUCAGUUUUUUCCGGUCAAUUAUUAUUUUCUCCUGCUUAUCGUCUUCUUAAAAUUCAAGGUUUAAUGAUCACACAUUCAUUAAUUUGUUUUCAAAAUUAUGAAACAUGGAUUUCAAUUUAUAACCCGACAUAUAAACCAUGUUAUUUAUAUGAAAAUGCCAUUGUUGGUGUUGCAACAUCAUUAGAUUCUAGUAUGAACAUUUCCACUGUUCUUAAUUUAAAUAUCAAAGAAAAAAAUGAUAAUGAUUAUACACAUUCGUUAACCAAUAAUAGUGAACAUAAUAUCCAUACGUUAUCACAACAUAUGCAAGAUCCACAACAAUUAAAUGAUUUAAUAAUUAUAUUAAAGAAACAUCAUCCACUAUUUGAUACAUCAACAAUAACAAUUGCUGAAACACCAACACCUCAUACUAUUUGUACUGGAGAUAAUCCUCCAACUACAUCGAGACCUUAUCCACAAACUAUUGAAAAACAAAAUGCAACAUUUGAUAUUAUCCAACAAAUGCUAAAGCAUAAACAAAUACGUGCAUCACAUUCUCAAUAUUCAGCGCCAAUAUUACUAAUAAAGAAACGUGAUGGUGCCUAUCGUUUUAUUGUGGACUAUCGUAAAUUAAAUAAUAUCACCAUUCAAGAUAAUUAUCCGUUACCUAAUCUUGAACAAACAAUACAAAUGGUUGGUGGGCAUCAGUAUUACACCAAGUUAGACCUUCGUUCUGGCUAUUUCCAAAUACCUAUUCUGGACAAAGAUAAACAUAAAACUGCAUUCAUCACCGUACAUGGCCUUUACGAAUUCAAUGUAUUAGCUCAAGGUCUAAAAAAUAGUCCACCCUCGUUUCAACGUAUCAUGUCAAAUUUAUUAUUACCGUGCAAAAACUUUUGUUUAGUCUAUUUAGAUGAUAUAUUGGUUUAUUCAGAUUCUUUUCAUCAACAUCUGAAUCAUCUAAAUCAAGUACUAGCAAUUCUCAACAAACACAAAUUUCAAUUAAAUCCACAAAAAUGCGAAUUAGCUAAAAGAACUAUUGAUUAUUUGGGUCACACAAUAAGUACACAAGGAGUUAAACCACUUCAAGAACGAAUUGAAAAAAUAUUAAAUAUUCCACAACCAACAUCAUUACAUCAAGCAAAUGCUUUCAUUGGCGCUAUUGGGUGGUAUAGGAAGUUCAUUAAAGAUUAUACAAAAAUAGCUGCACCAAUAUUAGCUGUUACUAAUUUAACUAAACAAAAUAAAUUUAAAUUUAAAUGGGAUACACCACAAAAAGAAGCUUUCAAUCAAUUAAAAAUAGCUAUUACAUCUCAACCAUUAUUUUUAACUUAUCCUGAUCCAAAUGAACCUCUGAUUUUAUCAACAGACGCAUCAGAUUACUGUAUUGGUGGAGUUUUAUAUCAAGAGAUCAAUGGUGAACGUAAAAAUAUUUAUUUUCAUUCACAAAUGUUACCAAAAUCACAACGAAAAUGGCCAACAAUUGAAAAAGAAGCUUUGGGUAUAUAUUAUUCUAUUACACGUAUGAAGCUAUAUUUGUUAGGCCGUGAAUUUAUUGUACAAACAGAUCAUUGUCCACUACGUGACAUACACAAAAAACCAUCAAAUAAUCGUCGAGUUGAUCGUAUAUCAUUAGUAUUACAACAAUAUAAUAUUAAAGAAAUUCGUCAUGUGUCCGGUAAAUGUAAUUGUAUGGCGGAUUAUUUAAGUCGUUUCCCUCGUCAAGUGGAAGAUGAUGAUGAAUUUUUAGAAUCAGAUUUUGGGAUUAUACCAGCAAUAAAAAAUGAUAUUGAUACAAUACAAGUAGACAAAAGCAAAUCAAUUAUUCCAUCAUUUAUUAGUGCUGUUACAACGAGAGCUCAAGCAAGAGCACAAGCACCACAUACACCAUCAAAUAAUGAUACACAAUCGUUAAAUCAUGAAUCAAUAACAGAUGAUCUACCUCAACAAGAGGCGGGUCAUGAGUUCGAUAUAACAACAAUUGCCGAAGCUCAAAAAGGAGAUAAGUUAUAUAAGGAAAAAAUUUUAGAAAUUAAUAAAAAUCCACUGAAUUGCUUUUAUGUUCUAGAAAAUGAUAUAUUAUACAAAAUAAAUAAUCGUGGUAUUUUCCAACAAAAAUUAAUAUAUAUACCAGCUUCAAUGAUACAACAAAUAUUAAAUGCUUAUCAUAAUAGUUCAUGGGCAGGACAUUUUGGAGAUCGACGAACAUAUUCAAAAUUAAAAGAUAAAUAUUGGUGGCCAAAUAUGAAAAUUACAAUACAGAAUUAUAUUCAAACAUGCAUGUUAUGUCAACAAUUUAAUAUUAAUCGCAAGAAACCUGUUGGUUUAUUACAUCCUAUAGAACCACCAAAAGGUCCAUGCCAAUUAAUCGGAAUGGAUUAUUCUGGACCGUUUCCAACGACUCCUGAAGGAAAUAAAUAUGUAUUGGCUAUUACUGAUUACUUUACUAAAUGGGUUAUCGCAAUUCCUUUACCAAAUCAAACAGCUUUGACAACCGCUGAAGUUUUAUAUGAACACUAUAUCUGCAUUUACGGUGUACCACAUACAAUUUUAUCAGAUCAAGGUCCACACUUCAACAAUCAAUUAAUAACAGCAUUUACACAAAUAUUAGGUUAUCAUCAUAUAAAAUCAACACCUUAUCAUCCACAAACAAACGGAGCUAUCGAACGUUUUAAUUCAACAUUUGAACGUCAAAUAGCUAAAUUAACAGAUCAAUGUGUUAACAACUGGGAUAUGCAUUUAAAGUCGGUAGUUUUUGCAUAUAAUACCGGUCAACAUGCUACAACAAAAUUCUCGCCAUACGAACUACAAUUUGGACGACAACCGAAAUUACCACCAGAAAAAUCACCAACAAGUUAUGAAUUUUCAAAACCAAAUGAUUAUUUCCAGUUCCUUCAACAGACACUAAAAAUUUACCAACAACAAGCAUAUCACAAUAUGAAAAAAAAUCAACAAUAUUAUAAACAAAAAUUUGAUGCAAAUCGCCAAGAUAGUUAUUACAAUGUAGGAGAUUUAGUGCUCAAACGUUUUUCAACAUUUCCAUCAAAAUUAGCUGCACUCUAUUCACAUCCAAUGAUCGUCAUUGAACAACAACAUCCAACAUACUUUAUUCAAGAUCAAAAUGAUCAACAAAUAUAUCGUGUACAUGUAUCUCAAUUACGUCCAUGUAAAGUUUAA
Molecule: messenger RNA, 3564 nt
Organism: Rotaria socialis
Lineage: Eukaryota; Metazoa; Rotifera; Eurotatoria; Philodinida; Philodinidae
Source: the annotation of a GenBank genome assembly